CCGAGGAGAGGAGGGCUGUUGGUGUGAAGGGGGGGUUGUUGAAGGCAGGGAGUGGAGAGAGAGAGAGAGCAGGAGGAGGACAGCCAUUACCAUCCAGGACCGCCGCUCGCUCUUCCCUCUCCAGCCUCGAAUAACCGGCGGAGACGUUUGGAAGAAGAGAGGGAGCGGAAAGCGGGUCGGUGGAGGUGGAAACAUCCCUCCAUCUUUUCAUUCAUCCUUCGCUCCAGAGGAGAGGCAGCAGCGGAGGCAGCCGCGCCGGCCUCCCUCGCUCUGCGCUCGGACUAGAGGACCGCUGCUGCCCCGGUGAAGUGUUGAGGCGUGAUGGAGUCGUCAGAUGAUGAUACUCUGAGCGAACGCUCCUGCGUCAGCGAGCCGUCGUUCCGCACCGAGCGCUCUGGUGGUUCGCUGUCCCCGUGCACGUCGGGUCUGGUGGGGCCGCCGGGGGACACGCUGCCGUGGAAUCUGUCCAAGCACGAGAGGAGGAAACGGAAGAGCCAGGACUCGGUGCUGGACCCGGCGGAGAGGGCGGUGGUACGCGUCGCAGAUGAGCGGGACCGGGUGCAGAAGAAAACGUUCACAAAGUGGGUCAACAAGCAUCUCAUUAAGGUGAGGAAGCACAUCACAGACCUGUAUGAGGACCUGAGGGACGGACACAACCUCAUCUCCCUGCUGGAGGUCCUCUCUGGAGUCACUCUGCCCAGAGAAAAGGGACGGAUGAGAUUUCAUCGGCUGCAGAAUGUCCAGAUAGCGUUGGACUUCCUCAAACAGAGACAGGUCAAACUGGUGAAUAUCCGGAACGAUGACAUCACUGAUGGGAACCCGAAGCUGACGUUAGGACUCAUCUGGACCAUCAUUCUCCACUUCCAGAUCUCAGAGAUCUACGUCUGCGGCGAGUCCGCUGACCUCACAGCCAAAGAGAAGCUGCUGCUAUGGAGCCAGCAGGCCACCGAGGGCUACCCCGGCCUCCGCUGCACCAACUUCAGCUCGGCGUGGAGCGACGGCCGCAUGUUCAACGCGCUGCUGCACAGAUACAGGCCGGACCUCAUCAACAUGGAGGCCGUGGCCCGGCAGAGCAACCGGGAGAACCUGGAGCAGGCCUUCGAGAUCGCCGAGUCGCUGGGCGUGACCAGGCUGCUGGACGCCGAGGAUGUUGACGUUCCGUCUCCAGAUGAGAAGUCCGUCAUCACUUACGUCUCCUCCAUUUACGACGCUUUCCCAAAAAUCCCAGAGGGAGGAGAAGGCAUCGCCGCACAGGAAGUGGACCAGCGCUGGUCGGAGUACCAGUCUAGGUUCUCCUCUCUGCUCCAGUGGAGCCGCCAGCAAACGGCCCUCAUGGCCAAGAAGAACUUCCCACAGAACCCAGUAGAACUCAAGGCACUUUAUAACGAGUACAUCCAUUUCAAAGAGACGGAGAUCCCCAGCAAGGAGACGGAGAAGUCUCACAUCGAGCAUCUCUACAAGCUGCUGGAGGUCUGGAUCGAGUUCGGCCGGAUUAAGCUUCCUCCGGGCCUCCAUCCCAACGAUCUGGAGGAGGAGUGGGGCAAACUGAUCCUGGAGAUGCUGGAGCGGGAGAAGGCCCUGAGGCCGGCCGUGGAGAGAGUGGAGCUGCUGCUGCAGCGGGCCAAUAAGAUCCAGAACACGGCCGUGGACUGCGAGGAGAAACUCACCCUGGCUAAGAACACGCUGCAGGCUGACGCGUCCCGGGCCGAGAGCGGCGAGGCGGUGCAGUGCGAGGGAGAAAUGGCGUGUUACCUGCAGGACUGCGAGGCGCUGAUCCAGCAAAUCGAGCAGGACCUGAAAAUCCUACGAGAGGAAAAGUACUACCAGGUGGACCAGCUGGCCUUCAGAGUUAACUGCCUUCAGGAGGAGCUGGUCUCGCUCCGGCUGCAGUGCUCCAGCGUCUACAGGAAGGGCCACUUCUCUCAGUCCGUGGGGCCCACCGGCAUGGAGCCGCCCUGGCAGAGAGCCACAGACGGAGGCCUCUCUCUGGGUCAGACCCUGCUGGGAGCCGUGGGCGCCUUGGGGGCGGUUGGAGCCGCUCUCCUGCGGCGGCCGAUGGCGCGCUCUCAGCUGGUGGCCAUGUCGUCAUCAGAGGACGAAGGAAGCCUGAGGUUCAUCUACGAGCUGCUGGGAUGGGUGGAGGAGACGCAGGAGGUGCUGGAGGGAGCAGAAUGGGGCGCAGACCUCCCCUCUGUGGAGAACAACCUGCAAGAGCACAACAUCAUCCACACGGCUGUGGAGGAGCUGCUGAGCAGCCUGCAGGAGGCGCGCAGCUACGAGGCUAAAGUUUCUCCAAACUAUAAAGGAAGCUACUCAGAAACCCUGGCCAAACUGGAGUACCAGUACUGCAAGCUACUGGAACAUUCGUCAUGCCGCCUGCAGAGCCUGGAGAGUUUGCAUGCGUUUGUGUCCCGCUGCACCGAGGAGCUGAUCUGGCUCAACGAGCGCGAGGAAGAGGAGAUCUCCUUCGACUGGAGCGACGCCAACGCCAACAUGAGCGCCAAGCGGGAGCUGUACGAGGAGUUGAGGUUGGGAUUGGCAGAGAAACAGGAUGUGAUGUGUUCCAUCCAGGAAACGGCUGGCCGGCUCUGUCAGGAAAACCAUCCGGCCAAACAGACUGUGGAGGCCUACAGUGCAGCCCUGCAGACGCAGUGGCAGUGGGUGGAGCAGCUGUGUGUUUGUGUUGAGCAGCAUCUCAAAGACAACACCGCCUACUUCCAGUUCAUGAGCGACGCCAGGGACUGCGAGUCGUACCUGCGGCAGCUCCAGGAGACGAUAAAGAGACAGUACACCUGCGACAAGAACAGCCGGCUGAGCAAACUGGAGGACCUGCUGCAGGACUCCAUGGAGGAGAAGGAGCAGCUGAUUGAGUACCGCAGUACGGUGGCCAGCCUGGUGGGUCGGGCCAAGAGGGUGGUCCAGCUGCGGCCCCGCAGCGCAGAGAGUCCACUGGGUGGCGCUACACCCAUCAGAGCCAUCUGCGACUACAAACAGAUCGAGAUCACCAUCAACCGAGGCGAGGAGUGUGUGCUGGAGGACAACUCCCAGCGCACCAAGUGGAAGGUGAUCAGCCCUACUGGGAACGAAGCCAUGGUUCCCUCCGUGUGCUUCACCGUCCCUCCCCCCAACCAGGAGGCCAUCGACACGUCCAGCAGGGCGGAGCAGCUCUACCAGAAGGUGAUGUCUCUGUGGCAUCAGCUGCACGUGAACAUGAAGAGCGUGGUGACGUGGCACUACGUCCUCAAAGACAUCCGGUCCGUCUCCGGCUGGACUCUGGACUCCGUUCGCAGUCAGAGUCCAUCGGAGCGGCAGCAACUGCUGGACCACAUGGCGUCCCAGCUGGCCGACUUCCUGUCCGACAGCAGGGAGAGCUCGCUGUUCACGGCGGCCGAGAGACGGGAGCUGGAGCGGGACGCUCAGCAGGCGCAGCAGCACUGCCAGGACCUGCUGCUCCACAUGGAAACAGCGGAGAAAGACGAGUCGGUGUCGCGGUCGUACCUGUCGGAGCUGCAGGACGUCACGCUGCGUCUGGACGAGGCCGAGCGCCGGCUGACGAGAGCCAUCGAGACUCCGCCUCCCAGCCGGCUGUCCAGCGCCGGCGUGGACAACACGCUGCAGAUCGCAGAGCAAGAGAAGCUGCAGUCCGAGCUGGACUCGCUGCGCUGCGGUGUGGGCGACGUUUCGCGGCGCUGUGUCCGGUUCUUCGAGGAGAAGCCGUCGUCCUCCAGCGUUCCCGUCCUGCGCUCGCAGCUCAGCCAGGCCGUGGAGCGAACCGACAGGCUGCACAACCUGUCAGCGCUCUACCUGGAGAAGUUAAAAACGGUCGACGUUUUGAUGCGGAGCCUGGAUGAAGCGGAGAGCCAGGUCAGGAAGUACGAGAACAGACUGAGCGAGGAGGACAUCGUUCCCGCCGACACCGGCGCCAUCCAGAACCUCAGAGACCAGCUGGAGGUAAAAACUGAUCCAGACGCUUCACAGCUGCAGCUAACGAGGGGGAUUCUUGACCCGCUCAGUAGGCAACGCCUGGAUUUAGAGGAGAGCAUUCACAGGGACCUUCUCUCCCCUCGUUUGGCUCUGUUGGUUCUUGAGUCUCUUUGGACUUUUACAGGACUCCUUUGGCCUGAAUCUGGAGAGCUGAUGCCCAUUGCAGAGGCUCUUCAACAAGGGGUGAUAUCAGGUGAUCUAGCAAGAAACAUCUUAAGACAGAGACAUGCCGUUGGAGGGCUGUACAGUCCAGAAACCCUCAAAGUGUUACCCCUUAAUCAAGCUGCAGAAGAAGACCUUGAACCUGAUGUUGUAAGAUGUCUCAGAGACAUUCAUAUACCAGACGUUCUCUACAACAUGAACCAGUCUGGUACUCCAUCUCUAAACCGCCUGAGCUGGGGAUCGACUAGCUCCUCAUCUCCUACAAGCUUCAUGUGGGAAUCUUCCCCAACUGAUAGGGUCGAUCCUGAAGUUCAAGCCAAAGACAAGCUUCUCUUUCACCUCAUGACUCACAGCUAUGUGGACGUACAUUCUGGAAAAAGGCUGGUGCUCCUCGACCAAGAUCUGGUGCUUGUAGUUAAAGACUCUUGUUUUGCUGCAGGAGAGUCAAGUGAAGCUGAGUCAUCAAAUAAGUUGUCUGGAGAUAAACUGCAGACAUUGGGCAGUGGGGAAAAUGUUAGAAUGCCAAAUGAAGCAGAAGAACACUGCUCUGAUCUGGAAACUUCAGUAGAUAACCUUGAAAUGAUGAAUACAAGUGAUGGUGGAAAGGACAUCAGACUACCACAGAAGUUACCUGAAACCACAAACAGAGAUGGUCUUUCUGAUCCUGAACCUUCUGUUUACACAAAAGUACAUAAAGAAAAAGAAGGGCCCAGUUUGCAAAGUGAAAUGUUUUCAUGGAACUAUCAAGAAGGAAUAAAACACAAAGCUAAUGAUGAAGGUGGAACCAUUCCUCAACAUCUGAAGGUCAAAGAUACAAUUAUAAAAACAUCUUUUGAGGAAGGCAUUAAAAGUGGGACACAGCAGGAACAAAUGCCAAAAGUAAAAGAAAAUAAGCAGGUAAAUCUGAGAGAGGCUCAAGAAUUCAAAAGUACAAAAAGUUCUUCAGCCGAUUUAGCAAGUGUGUCUGAAACAGUCGUUGACUUCAAGGGAUCAGAGACUGUAGUUGAUGAACCAUUGAAGGAAGAGCGACAGGAGGACGCCGAGUUGGAGAGAUUAGUCCUGGAGCUCAAACAAGGAGGUCUGAUGACAGAGGAUGGAGAGAAGCUGCUGCCAGAUGAAGCAGUAGCUCAAGGUGUCCUUCCUGGUCAUACAGCAGUUAAGUUGAUGGCUCAAGCAGGCCUGUUUGGGGGAUUUCUAGAUGCCACCAGUGGGGAGUCGCUGAGCUUGGAGGAUGUGAUGCAGGAGGGCUUACUAGAUGAAGAUCUUAUGUGGGGUGUCCUGAAGUCAGAUAAAACCCUUGCUGGUGUUGUGGACAUAGAGAAAGGUCAGAUCUGUGGGGUGAGAGAUGCAGCUCGGGCUGGACUCAUUGAUCCCAACACUGCUGCUCGACUCCUAGAAGCCCAGGUUGCAUCUGGAGGGAUUAUUGACUUACGCAGGGAUAAGAAAGUCUCUGUCACUUUAGCAGCAAACCUGGGUCUAAUUGAAGAAGACCAAAGAGAAGAACUGAUUGCUCUUGAAAAGGCUUUCAAAGGAAAGGAUACAGACUCUGCAACAAGCCUCAGAAAGGCAAGUUUACAGCUGCAGAUGGAGGGUGUUGUCGACCCUGAAUCCAAGUCUACAGUUCCCUUAGAACAAGCAAUUAAGAAAGGCUUAAUUAGAUCUGAUGAGGCAUAUCAGGUGUUGGCAAGACAGGUGGCUGAAGGUGGCAUAAUCCACCAUACUUCAGGAAUGAGACUCUCUGUCUCUGAUGCGGUAGAUAGAGGACUAGUGGAUCGAUCUAUUGCUCCUGGGCUUGAGGAACUAGAAUGGAUCUAUCGAGGAAAAAUCAGUGCCUCAACCAAACCAGAAGCAAUUGCUUUCCAGGCAACAACUGGAGCUAUUUUGGAUCCUGACAAUGGAGUUAGGUUGACACUGACAGAAGCUGUCUCGAAGGGUCUUCUAGAUGACAAGAUGGCCACUGAAGUCAUGGCUUCUCCAGUGGUAACGCAGGGAACAAUUGACCCAAAAACUGCACAGAUUGUGCCUUAUUCAGAACUUGUGAGUCAGGGUAAGAUUGAUAUUGAAACAGGCAAGCGCUUCUUGGAGGUGAAGCCCUUCCAAGGUGUUCAAGAUAAGCAAACCUUGGAAACCCUGACCCUCCCUGAGGCUGUUGCUUUGAAGUGCGUUGAUCCAGUUCCAGCUGUAAGGUUGCUCCAAAGCCAGGCAGACACUGGUGGGAUCAUUGAUAUCUACACUGGAGAGAGGCUCCCACUGCCUGAAGCUUCUGCCAGAGGUUUGGUAAGUGGUGAUAUGGUCAAAGAAAUAGCCACCAACCAGUUUGUCAAAGGAGGUUUGGUUGAUCCAGCAACUGGACAGCGAGUGUCAGAUCUUAGCGAUGCCAUCACUUCCCGGCUGUUGACGAGAGACCUGGCUUUGGAGAUCCAGGCGACACUAAAGGAAAACUUUCCAGAUGAUCAUUUUACAACUGUUAUAGCCACUGGGCCAAGAACUGACAGUCAAGCAAGCAUGUCUGCUGCAAACAUUAGGAUGUCCUCAGGAUCUCCAUCUUCUGUUAGAGAUUUAGAAGUUACGCACAAUUAUGACGAGACGUUCAGAAGUGAAAUUUCAGAUCAGUCACUGUUGCAUCCUGAACAUGAGAUGGUUGCAGAAAUGGAGCCUGAACAGUCAAUGGAUCUGUUAUCCAAGUUUGCAUCUAAUGUUGAAAAAAGAAUCCAGCAAGCCAUUCAAGAGAUACUGCCACAAAAACUGGAUAAUCGCCAUCAACAAGAACCCAGUGACAAAAUGGAGACUGAGGGAAAACAAGGGGAGAACCCAACCAGAGGUUUUGUAAAAGAAUCCACUCAGGUAAUAAUCGAUCAUAGUGAAGAGGUCCAAAAAGAAGAUGGCCAGGAGACAGAAAAAGAUGAGUACAUGGAGUGUGGAUCCACUGAGGGCACAGUAAUGGUCCGUCGUGGGUCUGAAGAUGUGAAGCCAGAAGAAAUUAUAGUCGACAGAGAAACCGAAGAUCUCAGGUGCUUCCCUGGGUUUCCAGCAGGGAAUGAAGACCUUAAGUCUUUGCAGACCAAAAGCAGCACCGAUGUGGAGCAGUCAGAUCAAUUAUCUUCUUCUACAACUAAAGAUUCAGACAACAAGAGCAAAAAGAAGAGGAAGAGUAAAAAGAAGGCAAGAGGAAAAGAAGUAGAAACUGAAACUCAUCUUCCAGAGAUGAAACGUGAUCUUCAAACUCAUCACACCAGUCCAGAAACCAAAGAGAUCCCACAGGUUGCUCCUGUUACCACUGAAGAAAUCACAUUAGAUGUAAAUGUGCAGAAGUCAGACUCCUACCUUCCAAUUGCUACUGACCCUUCCUCUGACGAGAGAAUGGAAAGGACCGAAGAGAAAGUUGAGACUGAAAAUGUUUUGGUAGAUCAGGAGCAGGAAGCGGUUCUUCUUGAACCAAACACUGAGAUGGAGGAAGAUGUAACCAGGACAAUAUUAGGUAGAACUCCAGAGAAGGUUGACAUGAAGGUAGAGGAAGAGGAAUCAGCGAUGGAGCAGGAAGACGUUUCUCUUAAACCAAACACUGAGAUGGAGGAAGAUGAAGCUAAAACAGUGUUACUAAAGUUUUCACAAGAUGAUUCUAAGCAGGAAGAGGUAAAAAACGAAUCUUUGGAGAAGGCUUUGAUUGCUAGACAGCUGGAAGUGCCAGAGGUGCAGAAGAGCAUAGAAGCAGAAUCUCUGACAAAGUCUAGUCUUAAAGAGGAUGAAAAAGCAGCCUUGAUUCUGAAAGCUAAAGAGAGCAUUCUUAAGAAAGUGUUUGAGAAGGGAGUGAGUGAAAAACAGGCAGCCCAAGAGCUGGAAGUGCUGAGGAAGAAGAAGCAAAGUAAAACAGGCGAUAAGAAGACAGAAGGUGACGCUGACAGGAGAAGCUUUGCUUUACCGAAAGACUGCAAAGACCAAGUAACUGACAGAAAGGACCCCAUUGAGCUGCAGAGAACAUCUGGAGAAAUUCCUGCAGUUCAAGAGUCGCUUGGAGCAUCUUCAAGUGACAACAUCAGGACUAAACAGAAAGAUAUUGAGACUCUUCCAACAGUCUCAAAAAAUAAGAGAAGCAAGAGGAGCAAAAAGCUAAAACCAACUGGAGAUAAACCUGAGAUGGAGAAGGCACCCACAGAUCUGAAAGAUCCAAAAUACACCACAAAAUCUCCUGAACCGGAGUCUGACGGCACAGUUUUGAAGGAAUACUUGAAGGUGAGCACUGAUGAUGAUCAGGCAGUUGGUGCAGCUACCAAGGAAUCAAAGAGUCUAAAACCAACCAAAUAUCAGCUUGAGUUGGAGAAUGUACCACCAGAUGGAAAAAUGGGUUCUGGCCUGAAAGAUACAAAAAUUAUCUCAAAAUCUAAUGCAAAACAUCUGCCAGACAGCAGAAUUUUGUCUGAAGAUCUAAAUGUGAGCACUGAUACUGAUGAUCAGUCAAUUAGUGCAGCUGCCAAUAAGACAGAGAGUCUAAAACCAACUGAGAUGGAGAAGAUAACAUCACAUAUGAAAGAUCCAGAAAAUACGACAAUUUCAGUUGCAGAACUGAAGUCAGACGAAAUCGUUUUGACUGAAAACGUGAAGGUGAGCAUUGAUGAUCAGGCAGUUGGUGCAGCUACCACGAAGCCUAGAAGUCUGAAACCACCUGAAGAUCAGCCUGAAAUGGAGAAGGCAACUUCACAUCUGAAAGAUCCAAAAUCUGCAACAAAAUCAGCUGCAGAACCAGAAUUGGACAGCAUAGUUUUGACUGAAGACGUGAAGGAUAUUACUUAUCAGUCUAUUAUUGCAACUACUGAGAAGUCAAAGAGUCGAGAUGAACAGCCAGAGGUGGAGAAGAUAAAACCAGAUGAGAAAAUGGGUUCUGACCUGAAAGAUAUGGAAAUUACCUCAAAAUCUGGCGCAAAGCAACAGCCGGAAAGCAGAAUUUUGUCUGAAGACCUAAAGGUGAGCACUGAUACCGACGAUCAGUCAGCGGGUGUGACCACCAAGGAACCAAAGAUGCUACCUAAACAUCAGUUACUCUCAGUUCUGAUAGAUCCAAAAUAUAUGACAAAAUCACCUGUAGAACCAAAGUCAAACGGCACAACUUUGACUGAAGAUGUGAACGUGAGCCCUGAUGAUGACCAGACGAUGGGUGUAACUACUGAGGAGCCAAAGAGUGAAAAACCAGCUGAAGGUCAGCCUGAGCUGGAGAAAAUCACCUCAGAUGGAAAAAUGGAUCCUGACCUAAAAGAUCUAAAAAUGACCUCAGAAUUUGAUGCAAAGGAACCAGAAAGCAAAUUAUUGUCUAAAGAUUUAACUGUGAGCACCGAUACUGAUGUUCUGUCAGUCAGUGACUCUGCUGGACCAUCAGAUGUUGGUAAAGCCAAUCAGAAAGACCCUGAAGGAGUCAAAAGUCUCCUAAAAAGUCAGAUCGAACGAGCUGCAGGAUUACACUUAGACCAGAGUGACUUGACAGGUUUAUCUCAGGAGGUUUCUAGCAAACAGGAGAGGAAGUCCUUGGCUCAACCUGCUGCUCCUGACCCACAUUCUGAGAAAAGCAAAAGGAAGAAAAACCUGCAGCCACCUGCAGCUGAAAGCUCUGAUGUUUCUGAAUCUUUAACAAACCUGCAGGAACAUCUGGAUUCUCCAGAAACUGCCGCUUUAUCUAAAGAAGAUGCUUCUGUUGAAUCUGAAUCUCUAAAAGUGACUGAAGUGGAUCUGAGCAAUGAGAGGCUAGAAGAUGAAGAAAAGGUUUCCAAGAAUAAAGAAACUCUGUCGACCAAAGAGGAAGCACAGUCCACAGGAAGCAAGUCAUCAUUAUUGCGUCAGGAAUGUCUUGACCGUGACCAGCGAAUCCUAGCGCUGCUCUCCAUGGUCCGACAUGUUGAAGUCCGACUAAAACAGCAGCAGCAACAGCAGCCGGUGGGCCGCAGCCUCGUCACGUUGGACGGCAUCAUCAACCAGACUGAGACGUUGGACCUUGAACUCUCCGACUUGGAGCCUGAGAUAAACAAAGAAGUUGAAGCUGCAGAGCGACUGUUGAAGCCCAGACCGACCGACGUUCCUCCGCAGCUACUGCUGGCCUUGGAGAAAGAUGGGCGGAGCUUAGCCCGAGCUUACGAAGCGGCUCGGUCGCUCUCUGAGAGCGUCCUGCAAAGUCUGCGGAACCACAGAGACUCAUGCAAGGAUGUGGUGGCAGCUGAGCAGAAAUCUUUGGGACAGCAUGUGGACAGGCUGCUGUCCUGGUUGAGUGAGACAGAGGCUCAGAUGGACACGGCGGGGAAGGAUGGGCUCACACAGCAGCUGGAUCUCUGCAAGGAGCUCCAGUCUUCGCUGUCGACUCGCUCCGACGAAAUCAGCAGCCUGGUCUCCAACAUCCAGCUCUUCAUCUCUGAGCGCGCUCAGGACCUGGCCCCCGAGCAGAGCAGGCGGCUCCUGGAGCAGCUGCAGCAGCUGCAGACGGCCUUCCACCACACGACGAGCCGAGCCGAGGCCUGGGCCGGCGCUCUGUCCGCUCAGCGCGGCAGGGAGGAGGAGGAGGAGGACAGAGAGAGGAAAAAAGCGAGGGAGAGAGAGGUGGUGCAGCAGCAGAAAGCAGAGUGCUCUCAGAAACUGGAAGGCCUCAACGCGUGGUUGGCCGGAGCCGCAGGCCUGCUGGCCAAUCAGAGGGCUGGACCGGAGUCAGGUGACGUCAGCGCCCUGCAAGACAGGCAGAAAAAGCUCAAGGAGAUGCACAAGGACCUGCAGGCGAAAGCCGACGGCGUGGCUCAGGCCGUCCGGUCGGUGGAGGAGUUUCUGGCAGAGAAAGGAGACAAUCUGAGCGCAGAGGAGAAGAAGAACCUCCAGGUGGCGCUGGACAGACUGAAGGAGCAGUACGCCGCCCUGACGGACUCGACAAACACGUCGCUGUCAGAACUCGAUGACGCCAUCAGUACGACCGUACAGCAGAACACGCAGAGGGCGAAAGCCGUGGAGGAGCUUCAGGAAACCCAAAGCCAGAUCGACUCCCUGCUCUCCUCUUUCAGCCAGCUGGACCGGAUCGCAGCGCCGCUGGAUGUGAUGGACUAUUCCGUUUCACCACCGGAGGGCGCUGUGGAGUCGCACACGGAGAUGCUGCAGUCGGAGCUGCAGCAGCUCCAGGCUCAGCAGGCGCAGCUGCUGCAGAUCAGCCAAUCGGCUCGCUCCCUGCUGCAGCAGCCCGACUCCACGGUUCCCCCUGAGGAGAAGCAGCGGCUCCGGGCCGCCCUGGACCGGCUGCAGGCCCAGUACCAGGACAGGCUGCACAGCUGUCAGGAGCGUCUGAGGAAAUCUGAGGCUCUGCAGGACGAGCUGACCAAAUUCCUCCAGGAACACGGAAACCUGGGCGCCUGGCUGGAACUAAGUGAACAGGAGCUGCGUUCUUUGGGGGAAGGAGAAACCGACGCGCAGGGCCUGAAGGACAGGCUGGAGGAACACAGAAAGCUGGGUGAAGAUGUAAUCUGCCACAAGGCCGACCUUCGCUUCGUCUCCAUCUCGGGCCAGAAAGUUCUGGACUCUGUUCAGGGCGCUCUGGAGCAAGCUGGAGGUUCUGACCCGGCUCUGGACGGCAUCAAGCGGCUCGUCUCUGACAAGCUGCAGGACGCCAACCACAGAUACACGACGCUGCACACCAAGUUGACAGAGCUGGGCGGCCGGUUGGGGGGCCUGUUGGAGCGGUACCAGCAGUACCAGGACGAGGUGGUGUCCAUUCAUUCCUGGCUCAGCGCUCACGAGCAAAACCAGAGCAUAACCAAGACCAGCGGAGACACGGACCCGCAGAACCUCCAGAACGCCCUGCGGCAGAUUCAGCUGCUGCAGGAUGAGCUGGCCGAGCGCUCGGUCCAGCUGGAGAAAGUGAAGCGAGCAGGAAGAGAUCUGGUCAGCGCCGAUGAAUCUCCGUCUCUGAAAGCCGUUGACAUUCUCUGCACUGCAGACGGGUUGGAGAAGCGGUUUGGCAGCCUGUCUGCGUCGGUGUCGGAGCGGGCCGAGCAGCUGCAGACGGCCGUGGCCCAGUCCGUCAGCGUCCAGGAGGGCCUGAAGGGCCUGCUGGGCUGGCUGGAGCAGCUGGUUCUGAACCCCGGACCGGUCCAGCCCACCGCCCAGGCCGUGCAGGACGCACUGACCCAGAACCAGAAACUUCGUCAGGAGCUUCUCUCCAGGCAGGGCAGCGUGGAAGCAACACGUGACGCCGUCUCCAAGCUCCUGCAGAGCUCUGACGCCUCCGCGGCUCCGGGCCUCCACGGCAGCCUGGACGACCUGACCCGGCGCUUCGCCUCGGCCCAGAGCAGCCAGGCGGAGCGGGAGGCCCAGCUCAAGGGGCUGCUGCCCCGGCUGGAGAGCUACGAGAGGCUGAGCGCCGACCUGCAGGCCUUCACCCAGAGCAGACAGAAGGCCCUGAGUCCCGCCGGACAGCCGGACCGCAGCGUCCACGACUACAGGCAGACCGUCGAGGAGGUGAAAUCUGAGCUGGAGCAGGAGGCGGGUCAGCUGAAAUCCUUCUGUGGCCUCGGCACCGAGCUCAGCCAGUCCAGUGUGCUCGGCGACACCCAGAACCUGCUGGAGAACGUCAAAGAUGUGACUGAUAAGUUCACCAAGCUGGAGGAAAACGUCAACGAAAGGUUUGCUGCCGUCCAGGCCUGUGAGCAGCAGCUCCACCAGUUUCGCAGCCUCUCCGGCUCCCUGGUCCGCUGGCUGCAGACGGCCCAGGACCAGCUGCCCUCCAAGGAGGCCAACCUCAACACCGAGGGUCUGCAGAGGCGCGUCCAGCAGCUGCAGGACUUGCUGAAUGACUGGGAAUCCCAAAGAUCCAGAAUCCAAGACCUAAACAAGACCGGUUCUGAGUUGGAGUCGCUCAUCAUCGACAUCACAGCUCCUCAGACCAAAACUGGAGUUCCUCAGAUCAACGGUUCUGCCGGUCCCAGCAGCGUGAACGGCAUCCACACCUGUAAAGAUCUGACGGAGCUGCAGGUGUCCGUCUCAGACGUGAACGCUCGCUACGACGCUCUGGGCAGCGAGCUAAAGGAGCGUUUGGGCCGCCAGCAGGCCUCUCUGGAGCUGCGGCAGAAGGCCCGGCAGAACACGGAGGAGCUCAGGAGCUGGCUGAGCGACCGAGAGAAAAGCCUGACGCUGGGACAGACGACUUCCCCGUCCAAACCCGAGGUGGCGCGCGCUCAGGCCCAACAAAACAAGGCUCUGCUCUCAGAGCUGGCUGAGCAUUCAGGAAAGGUGGAGGAGCUGAAAAGUACUUUGAGAAAACUAAUCGCAGACAAUCCCGACUCCCCCGAGGCCGAUGGCUGGAGGCAGCAGCUGCAGGAGAUCGACUCCCGCUGGCAGACGGCCAAUCAGACGGCAGCUCAGCGGCAGACGGAGCUGGAGACGUGCGUCGACCGGCUGGGCAGCUUUGCCUCGGCGGCCAAUCAGCUCGGCCCCUGGCUGAGAGAGAAGGAGCUGAUGAUGAGCGUCCUGGGGCCCCUGAGCAUCGACCCCAACAUGCUCAACACGCAGAAGCAGCAAGUCCAGUUUAUGCUACGGGAAUUUGACACGCGGCGGCCCCAGUUUGACCAGUUGACCCAGUCAGCGGAGGGAAUCCUCUCUCAAACCGGGGACUCGGCUCAGGACCCCAAAGACCUGGAGGAGGUCCGGACAGAACUGGGCUCCAUCUCCCAGCAGUGGGAGGAUCUGACCGGCCGGCUGACUCAGAGGUCGAGUCACAUCGAUCAGGCUCAGGGAACCAGUGAAAAAUACCAGGCCUUGCUUAAGGAUCUGUCCUCCAGCAUCGCGUCGCUCAGCGAGAGGCUGGAUGCUCAGGCCUCGCUCAGCGCCCAGCCUGAGGCUUUGAAGCGCCAACUGCAGGAAACUGGAGAGAUCCGGACGGAGCUGGAGCGGCGGCGUGGCGAGCUAUCGGAGGCCGAGAGGCUCUGCGGGGAGCUGAGCGCCAUCGUGGCCGAGCCGUACCUGAAGGAGGAGCUGAGCAAGCGGCUGGAGAGUGUCAGCGCGCCGCUGAGGAGCCUAGAGGAGAGAGCAGCGGACGGCCUGACCCAGCUCCAGGCCGCUCUGUCCUCCACGCAGCAGUUCCAGCAGAUGUUUAAGGAGUUGCGCUCCUGGCUGGACAGGCAGUCGGAUCCCAAACAAUCCCCCUCCGACUCGCUGCCCUGCCGCCCCGAGGCCAUCCGCUCCCUGCUGGCGCAGACCGAGGAGCUGCAGCGCGGCGUCGCCAGCCAGCGGGGCUCCUACGAGCUGAUCCAGGCGGAGGGCGUGUCGCUGCUCGCCACGCUGCCCGCGGACGAGCGCGCCGCUCUGCAGGCCCGCCUGGCUUCACUGAGGCAGGACUGGGAGGGCGUGAACCAACGGAUCGCGGAGCGGGAGACCCGGCUGAAGAACUCGCUGGGCAAAGCAGAGACGUACCAGCAGCACCGGGCCGAGCUCACGCCGUGGCUGGCCGAGUGCGAGCAGAAAGACGGAGAGGUCCGGCCGUCGCUGGACCCGACUGUCCUGGACGAGUCUCUGCAGAAAGCCCGGGCGCUGACGCUGGACCUGGAGAGACGGCAGCCCCUGCUGGAGGCUUUUAAUACUGCAGCUGACCAACUGCUGGAGCAGUGCUGCAUCGGAGAGGAAGAGCUACGAGAUGAGAAGGCGCAGCUGAACCGGCGGGUGGACAGGCUGAGCGAGGACCUCCUGAACCGGACCUCCCAGCUGGAGGAGCUGGCCGGCCGCCUGAAGGAGUUCGAGGACGGCAGACAGGCUGUGGAGAGGAGACUGGAGGCCGCCAAGCAUCAGAUCGAAGUCCAGGAGGCUCUUGGACCUCAGGCAUGUUCCGCUAAAAGCCUGGAGAGACUGAGGAGUCAGCAGGAGAGUCUGCGCUCCCUGCAGCCUCAGGUGGUUUACCUCAAAGAUCUGGCGCAGGGCCUGGUGCAGGACGCACCCCAGACUCCAGGGGGCAGCACUGAGGGAACACGGAGGCUGCAGGAGCAGGCCAAGGACACUGAGAAGGAAUAUGAUGAGGUCACUGAUAAGAUCGAACUCUGCUGCUCCUCCCUGGAGUCGCGCCUGCAGGGCGUCGGCGAAGUCCAGUCUCACGUCCGCGACGUUUUCUCCCGCCUCGCCGACUUGGACGACGAACUGGACUCCCUGAGUCCCGUCGGCCGCGACGCCGACUCCCUGGCGUCGCAGGCGGACGCCGUGAAGAGCUUCCUGUCCCGCCUGUCCGACCUGAGGACGGAGCUGGAGGGACACGCCGCCGAGUGCGCCUCCAUGUUGAGGAGGGAAGGCUCCUCGCCGGACCUGCUGGCUCUGCGCAGGGAGACGGAGGCGUUGAGCCGCCAGGCUGGCAAGCUGAGCGAGCGCGGCCAGGCCAGGCUGGUUCACAUCGAGGAUGCAGCAGAGAGAGUCCAGGACUUCUACCGGCUGGUGGCGGAGCUGCAAGGCAUGCUGGGAAAAGCUGAAGAGGGGCUGAACUCGCAGGGCGCGGUCGGCUCAGAGGUGGAGAUGAUCAAACAGCAGCUGCAGGAGUUCAAGGCUGUGGAGCGUGAGCAGGUGGACGGCAUCCAGCCGAAGCUGCAGCACGUCAACGCCGUCGGUCAGGGCCUGAUCCAGAGCGCCGCCAAGCACACCGACACGCAGGCGCUGGAGCACGACCUGGAGACCACCAACCUGCGCUGGAACUCCCUCAACAAACGGGUUGCAGAACGUAUCGCCCAGCUGCAAGAGGCCCUGUUGCAUUGUGGGAAGUUUCAGGACGCACUGGAGCCUCUGCUCAGCUGGCUGAGCGACACGGAGGAGCUAGUAGCCAAUCAGAGGCCUCCCUCUGCUGAAUACCGCGUCGUGAAGGCUCAGAUUCAGGAGCAAAAGCUGCUGCAGAGGCUGCUAGACGACCGCAGGCCGACCGUGGAGAUGAUCCGCGCGGAAGGCGCCCGGAUCGCAGCCACGGCGGAUUCCCAGGACCGGGAGAAGAUCCGGGUCCAGCUGCAGAGUCUGUCGGAGCGAUGGUCGGACCUGCUGGACAAGGCCGGCGGCAGGCAGCGGCAGCUGGAGGAGCUGCAGGUUCUGGCUCUGCAGUUCCACGAAGCGCUGGAGCCGCUGGGAGAGUGGCUGAGCGCCACCGAGAGACGCCUGAGCUCCGCCGAGCCCAUGGGAACCCAAACGGCCAAGAUCACCCAGCAGAUCGUCAAGCACAAGGCGCUCCAGGAGGACGUUUCCUCCAGAGAGGCUGAGGUUGACCACCUCGAGUCCCUCAGCCAGUCUCUGUCCCCGCUCAGCUGUGCGGCCGAUCGUGAUUGGCUGUGUGAGCGCGUGGGGGCAGUGCGGUCGGGUCACUCCGAGCUCGCCGAUUGGUGCGCUGGGCGGGCGGCGCUGCUGGAUCAGGCGCUGGCCAACGCGCGGCUGUUUGGUGAGGAGGAGGUGGAGGUUCUGAACUGGCUGGCGGAGGUGGCUCAGAGACUGGGUCAGGUCUCGGUCCAGAGCUACCAGCCCCAGCUGCUGGCCGAGCAGCACAAACACAGUCUGGCUCUUAAUGAAGAAAUCCUGAGCAGGAAGAAAACUGUGGAUCAGGCCAUCAAAAACGGACAAGCGUUACUCAAACAGACCACAGGUGAGGAAGUGCUGCUGAUCCAGGAGAAGCUGGACGGGAUCAAGUCCCGUUACGCCGAGAUGACGGCCGGCAGCAGCAAGGCGCUCCGCACGCUGGAGCAGGCCCUGCAGCUGUCCACGCGCUUCGCCGCGGCCCACGAUGACCUCAACCAAUGGCUGGACAGCGUGGAGGCGGAGCUUAGCAACGUGGAGCCUGACGCCUCACCUGCCUACCAGGAGAGACAGAAGGAGCUGAAGAAAGUGUCUGCUGAGAAGCGGCUGGUUCUGGACACGGUGAACGAGGUGGGCAACGCCCUGCUGGAUCUGGUGCCGUGGCGCGCACGCGAAGGCCUGGACCGGCUCGUCGCCGACGCCAACCAGCGGUACCGACACGCCGAUGAAACCAUCACUCAGCGUGUGCAGCUGGUGCAGGCUGCCAUCCAGAGGUCGCAGCAGUAUGAGGAGGCGGUGGACGCAGAGCUGGCCUGGGUCGGGGAGACGGAGCGGAAGUUGGCGUCUCUGGGCCCGCUGAGUCUGGAGCCGGACGUGACCGUGGCCCAGCUGCAGGUGCAGAGGGCCUUCAACAUCGACAUCAUCCGACACAAAGACACCGUCGACCAGCUGCUCAGCGUCCGAGACGAAGUGCUGGAAGCCUGCAGCGACGCCCAGAAGGACGCGCUGAUGGUGAAGACGGAUUCUCUGAGCUCGCGUUACGACACGGUGAGCCAGAGCCACAGCGAGCGGUUCUCUGCUCUGGAGCAGGCUCAGGUUCUGGUGGCUCGGUUCUGGGAGACCCACGAGGAACUGGAUCCGUGGCUGGGCGAGACCGAAGCCCUCAUCACUCAGCUUCCGCCUCCAGCGAUCGACACGGACGCUCUGCGGCUGCAGCAGGACCAGAUGAGGCUGCUCAGGGAGUCGAUCGCAGAGCACAAACCUCACAUCGACAAGCUGCUGAAGAUCGGGCCGCAGCUGGCCGAGCUCAGCCUCCAGGAGGGGGCGACGGUGACGCAGCGCUACACCGAGGCAGAGAGGCGCUACCUGGCCAUCAAAGAGGAGGUCAAAGGUCGCGCCGGAGCGCUGGACGAGGCAGUGUCCCAGUCUGCACAGUUCCACGACAAGAUGGAUCCUCUGCUGGAGACUCUGGAGGCGGCGGUGCAGAGGCUGCGGCAGCCUCCGCCGGUCGCCGCCGAGGUGGAGAAGAUCCGGGAGCAGCUGGCGGAGCACCGCGCUCAGGGGCUGGAGCUGGACAAGCUGCUGCCCAGCUUCUCCGCCCUCUGCUGCCGCGGGGAGGAGCUGAUCAGCCGGGCGGCACACGACGACCCGGCGGCUCAGGCUGUUCGCUCCCGGCUCCUGCGUUUGCGCUCCCUUUGGGACGAGAUCCGGCAGCGAGCCGAGGAGAGAGAGAGCAAGCUGAACGACGUCCUGGACCUCGCCGGGAAGUUCUGGGCCGACGUGGCGGCUCUACUGAGCACGCUCAGAGACUCCCAGGACAUCGUGAGGGAGCUGGAGGACCCCGGGGUGGACCCGUCGCUCAUCAAGCAGCAGAUCGAAGCCGCCGAGGCCAUCAAGGCGGAGACGGACGGCCUGAGGGAGGAGCUGGAGUUCGUCCGGACGCUCGGUGCUGACCUCAUCUUCGCCUGCGGAGAAACUGAGAAACCUGAAGUCAAGAAAACCAUCGAUGAGAUGAACGCUGCCUGGGAGAGUCUGAACCGAACGUGGAGGGAGAGGAUGGAGCGGCUGGAGGAGGCCAUGACCGCCUCAGUUCAGUACCAGGACGCCCUGCAGUCCAUGUUCGACUACCUGGACAACGCCGUGAUCAAGCUGUGCGACAUGUCGACCGUAGGAACCGACCUGGGAACAGUCAAACAGCAGAUAGAGGAGCUCAAGCAGUACAAGGUGGACGUCUACCAGCAGCAGAUCGACAUGGAGAAGCUCUGCCACCAGGGGGAGCUGCUGCUGAAGAAAGUGUCGGACCAGACGGACCGGGACAUGAUCCAGGAGCCGCUGACAGAACUGAGACACCUCUGGGAGAAUCUGGGAGAUAAAAUCACCCAGAGACAGCACAAGCUGGAGGCGGCGCUGCUGGCUCUCGGUCAGUUCCAGCACGCUCUCUCUGAGCUGCAGGCCUGGCUGAGCCACACCCACACCACCCUGGACACGCAGCGGCCCGUCAGCUCCGACCCCAAGGCCAUCGAAAUUGAGCUGGCCAAACACCACGUUUUACGUAACGACGUGCUGUCCCAUCAUGCCACGGUGGAGACUGUGAACAGCGCCGCCGCCGAGCUGCUGGAGUCCUCUCCGGGCGACGAGGCCAGCCACCUGCGGGAUCAGCUGGACCAGCUCCACCGCAGCUGGGAGAGUCUGCUGCUAAAAACCCAGGAGCGGCAGAAGCUGCUGGAGGCCGCCCUGCAGCAGGCUGAAGGUUUCCAUGGAGAGCUGGAGGAGUUCCUGCAAUGGUUGAGGCGGACGGAGAGCCAGCUGUCUGCCGCCAAGCCGACCGGCGGCCUCCCAGAAACAGCCAGAGAGCAGCUUCAGCAGCACAUGGAGCUACAGGCUCAGCUGAACCAGCGGGCAGAACAGUACCACCACCUGCUGGACCAGGGAGAGUCCAUGCUGCUGGCCCGAGGAGGAGAGGAAGCCGGACCCGGAACCACCCAGACCCAGCAGAACCUGGCCAUGCUGCAGAACAAGUGGGCCAGCCUCAACACCAAGAUGGACGACCGCAGGGGGAAGCUGGAGGAAGCCGUUUCCUUGGCAACGGGUUUUCAGACGUCCCUCCAGGACACCAUGAACUGGCUGACGCAGGCCGAACAGACCCUGAACAUGGCCCAGCCGCCCAGCCUCAUUCUGGACACCGUCCUCUUCCAGAUCGAUGAGCACAAGGUGUUUGUGAACGAGGUGAACACCCACAGAGAGCAGGUCCUGGCUCUGGAGAAAGCGGGCUCUCAGCUUCGCUUCGCCAGUCUGAAGCAGGAUGUGGUUCUGAUCAAGAAUCUGCUGCUCAGCGUCCAGGCCCGCUGGGACAAGCUGGUCCAGAGGUCCCUGGACCGGGGCCGACACCUGGAUGAGGCCCGCAAACGAGCCAAGCAGUUCCACGAGGCCUGGAGGAAACUGACGGACUGGCUGGAGGAAGCCGAGAAAAGACUCGACUCGGAGGUGGAGAUCUCCAACGAGCCGGACAAGAUCAAAGUUCAGCUGACCAAACACAAGGAGUUUCAGAAAGCGCUGGGAUCCAAGCAGCCGGUUUACGACACCACAGUGAGGUCAGGGAAGGCCAUGAGGGACAAAGCACAGCUGCCUGCAGACCAGCAGAAACUGGACCACCUGGUGGGGGAAGUCCGGGACAAGUGGGACACCGUCUGCGGGAAGAGCGUUGAAAGGCAACACAAGCUGGAGGAGGCUCUGCUGUUCUCAGGUCAGUUUGCCGAAGCGCUUCAGGCUUUAGUGGACUGGCUGUACCGGGUUGAGCCUCAGCUGGCUGAAGACCAGCCGGUCCACGGCGACAUGGACCUGGUGUCCAACCUCAUGGACGCACACAAGGUUUUCCAGAAAGAACUGGGUAAGCGGACCGGCAGCGUUCAGGCUCUGAAGCGGUCAGCCCGGGACCUGAUGGAGACCGGCCGGGAUGACACGGCGUGGGUCAAAGUUCAGCUGCAGGAGCUCAGCAACCGCUGGGACACAGUGUGUGCUCUGUCCGUCACCAAGCAGACCCGCCUCCAGCAGGCGCUCAAACAGGCUGAGGAGUUCCGCACGGCGGUGCAGAUGCUGCUGGAGUGGCUGUCGGAGGCGGAGCAGACGCUCCGUUUCCGCGGCGUUCUCCCCGAAGAGGCCGAGACGCUGCAGGCGCUGCUGCACACGCACCGCGACUUCAUGGGAACGGUGGAGGAGAAGAGGGCCGACGUGAACAAGGCCGCCGGCAUGGGAGAGGCCAUCCUGACCUUGUGUCACCCCGACUCCAUCACCACCAUCAAACACUGGAUCACCAUCAUCAGGGCGCGCUUCGAGGAGGUGCUGACGUGGGCCAAACAGCACGAGCAGCGGCUGGAGACGGCUCUGACGGAGGUGCUCAACAACGCCAACCUGCUGGAGGAGCUGUUGUCAUGGUUACAGUGGGCCGAGACCACGCUGGUCCAGAGGGACACGGAGCCGCUUCCUCAGGACAUCCCACAGCUGAAAACGCUGAUCACAGAGCACCAGACGUUCAUGGAGGAAAUGACCCAGAAGCAGCCAGACGUGGACAAAGUGACGAAAAGCUACAAAAGGAAACCAGCGGAGCCUCCCAGCAGCCUGGCGGAGAGGAGAGGAGCUCGUAAACACCAGCAGCAGCAGCAGCAGCAGCAGCAGCAGCAGCAGCCCAGCAUGCAGCUCUCAGGGGGAAACCCACGCCUCAACCAGCUCUGUGCGCGCUGGCAGCAGGUGUGGCUGCUGGCUCUGGACCGUCAGCGGAAACUCAACGACGCUCUGGACCGCCAGGAGGAGCUCAAAGAAUUUGCCAACUUUGACUUUGACGUGUGGAGGAAGAAGUACAUGCGCUGGAUGAACCAUAAGAAAUCCCGCGUCAUGGAUUUCUUCCGACGGAUCGACAAGGACCAGGAUGGAAAAAUCACGCGGCAGGAGUUCAUCGACGGCAUCCUGGCCUCCAAAUUCCCCACCAGUAAGCUGGAGAUGUCGGCCGUGGCGGACAUCUUUGAUCGAGACGGAGACGGCUACAUCGACUACUACGAGUUUGUGGCGGCGCUUCACCCCAACAAGGACGCCUACAGGCCAACCACCGACGCCGACAAGAUAGAGGACGAGGUGACCCGCCAGGUGGCCCAGUGUAAGUGCGCCAAGCGGUUCCAGGUGGAGCAGAUCGGAGAAAACAAGUACAGGUUCUUCCUCGGAAACCAGUUCGGCGACUCCCAGCAGCUGCGUCUGGUCAGGAUUCUGCGCAGCACCGUGAUGGUGAGAGUCGGCGGCGGCUGGAUGGCUCUGGACGAGUUCCUGGUCAAGAACGAUCCGUGCAGAGUGAAACAUCCAGGACUUAAGAUUCUCCGCUCCGAUUCCAGUAGCUCCAUCUCAUCUCGUAUAGCUCGAGGUCGCACCAACCUGGAGCUGAGGGAGAAGUUCAUCCUUCCUGAAGGAGCGUCUCAGGGCCUGGCUGCGUUCCGCUCUCGGGGUCGACGCUCCAAACCGGGCUCACGCAACGCUUCGCCAACCCGUUCGUCGUCCUCGGCUUCCCACAGCGGCGCCUCGCUCCCGUCGGCUCCCUCCACACCUGCCACACCGACAGCAUCGGCUUCAUCUAGGUCCUCCCUCACUCACUCGCGUGACUAUGCCAAGCCCUGGCUUGCACACAGUAAAACUCCAACGCCAACCAAGUGCCACUGCUGCCCAGACUUCGGUCACAACCACAGCGCUCCUGGGCACGAGGGGGCGACGUCUGGCUCCAAACUGAAGAGGCCGACGUUCCACUCGAGUCGAGGCUCGCUGACUGGAGAGAACGGAGGAACGGCGCACAGCAGCAAACGCACAGAUCCAAAGCGAGGGGCGGCGACGGCCAGCGGUCCGACCAGCCGCGCUGGCAGCAGAGCGGGCAGCCGGGCCAGCAGUCGCCGUGGCAGCGACGCCUCUGACGCCUCCGAGCUUCAGGACUCUCGCUCCGUCUGCUCCGAUACUUCAGACACGCCACGGCGGCCCGGCAGCGCCGCUAAACCCUCAAAGAUCCCAACUAUAUCAAAGAAGGCUCCCAGCCCCAAGACGCCAGGGUCUGCGAAGAAGUAAACCAGCUGAAGAGUCAAUCGGUGUUCUUGUUCUUAUUAUUCAUCCAGACGGCUGGUGUGAAAAUCCUGCACUAGUGAUGUUUUUCCGAGGAAUGAAGGAGACGGCGAUCUGAGUAAAUCUCACUCUUUCCCAAGUCUUGAAGACAUGCACAAGAGGAGAAGGUCUCUGGACCAGAAUCCGAGGGGUCAGCGAGAACUUCUCCCCCCUUUAAGACCCUGGUUUGCCUUCCAGUCUCCUCUCCUCAAACGUGAUGCUGCCUUACUUUAUGUUACACACAUUGUCGUGAUCACAUGUCCAGCUUUCUAACUGACAGACGCACACUCGGACCCGUAGAACGCGGUGUUGCGCUGCGCGGAUCGGGGCACGCCGCCAACGCCGCAGCUACACAAACAGAAAAAGAAUUGUGGGAGAAUUAUUUUUACUUGUGGUCCAGAUGCCUCAAGGAUGCGUCAACAGAGAAAAUAUGCAACGACUGCCAUGUCUGACGCUUGGCGAGAAAACCGUCACCUCAGCAGCGGCGGAGCUGAGGAAACGCUGUCUGACGCACACACACACUUCCUGUGAGGAUCGGUGGAGGUAGUGACUCCGCCCAACCGCUGGAACGCUCCCGUCUGCCCCAAGCGUGCAUUUCAGCAAAGGGCGGUGUGGUUUCUUUUUCUCCUUUUUUACACAAAAAUCACAAGCUAGCAAUAGAAAGGACUAUUUUUACGGUGACAACUAACAGCACAUUACUGACAAUAUACAACAUGCAUAACCUUAACAUGAUAACAAACGUGUUCACAAGAGUUCGACAACCAGCAUGCACUAAUCCUCUGCCGCUGUGUUGCCCUUACUGACCCUGCUGCACUCACACACUCACACACACAUGCAUUGUGUGUGUGUCUGUUACAGGAAGCAGCAGAGGUCAUUGACUUGAGUCACUGUAUGCAAAAUUUUACUUUGCAAAUGUUUUCUGAUUAAUUUAUGAACCAGUUGGAUUUUUUUUGUUGUUUAGCUUGAAAGACAGAUUUAUUUAUUUUCAGUUUUUUGUCAUAUCACCGUCGGCAGAGAGUGAUUUAGUAUUAUGGUUAAAGAAAUGAUGAAUUUUGUACCAAGAAGAUGCCCACUCCGCUCUUUUUUUUUUUUUUUUUUUGACAUGGUUUGUGUGUAAAAGCGUGUUUCUAUUCUACUAUUGUGACAUGACAUUGCUCAUUGGGGCGCCCUCUAGUGGCAGCCUUGUUGUUAAAUUUUCUUUAUCGCUAACAACUACAUUUUCCUGACCAAAGGGGUUUGCCCUUCAGAUGUAGAGAUGAACCACAGAUAUGAAUGACAAUGUCUCUUCUAGGUUUUUUUUCAAUUGUCUUGUUGCUGACAGGGCCACGUUGUCUAAGUGUUUUCUCAAAUUAAGAGAUGAAGUUUAUGGAAACUAAUGAAAUAACAUCAAGAAGACAUCUUAAGGAUGAUUUUUAUUUAUUUAUUGUCUCUCUGAGGGGGAGUGAUGGGGAAAUGAUUACUCCACCUUUUUGAUGCUGCAGUCCUCUCAGUGUGAUGAAGUCAACAUGGAGGGAGGAGGGGGUGUUACAGGGAGUCACUUGUGUAAAAUUAAAACGAUAAACUAAAAUUAUAAACUUUUUUCUGUUUUUUGUAUUAAAAAGUAUGCUUGCAAUAAAA
This is a messenger RNA of Gambusia affinis (western mosquitofish), 24138 nucleotides long. It is a transcript of the gene macf1a, whose product is annotated as microtubule actin crosslinking factor 1a. NCBI's taxonomy places the organism in Eukaryota, Metazoa, Chordata, Actinopteri, Cyprinodontiformes, Poeciliidae. The transcript has 98 exons. The record is from RefSeq and is a predicted model, not a curated record. The coding region runs from base 322 to 22488 and encodes 7388 amino acids. Gene Ontology annotation, molecular function: calcium ion binding; microtubule binding; structural molecule activity. Gene Ontology annotation, cellular component: plasma membrane; intermediate filament; cytoskeleton. Gene Ontology annotation, biological process: skin development; wound healing; cell-cell adhesion.